UACACAGAGAUCAUAAUUUCGUCGUCUUCUUCUUCUGAAAGGUUUGACUCUCAUGUUACUCCACUUCGAAUCCGUAAAUUCCUCCGGUCCAUGUUACUCUCUCGUCCUCCUGAUCCCAUUUAAAUUUCUUCUCCUCGAAUCCUCUUCACCCCGGAAAACUUUUGGAUCCUCUAAUCGGCGUCCAUGGCGUCGACAUUCACUUCCGCUGCCCAAAUGCUACUGUUUCUUUCUAUUUUCUUUCUCGCCGGCGAGGUGGUUUCGCUCAAGUUCAAUAUCCACCGUCGGUUUUCGGAUUCGAUUAAGGGGAUUCUAAACUCUGAUGGUUUACUGGAGAAACACACCCCUGGAUAUUACGCAGCUAUGGUCCACCGCGAUCGACUACUUCACGGCCGGCGAUUGGUCACCUCUAAAAGCGAAACGCCUCUGACGUUCUCUUACGACAACCACACCUACCAUUACGGCAGUUUGGGAGAUUUCUACUACGCCAAUAUAUCUGUGGGAACGCCGGAGUUAGGUUUCUUAGUGGCAUUGGACACUGGAAGCGAUUUGUUCUGGUUACCUUGUGAAUGCAGCAAAUGCCGUACUUCCGUGGGCACUUCAGAUGGGGAAGAUUUAACGUUGAAUCAUUACAGUCCAAAUGCUUCAACAACGAGCAAAAGUGUUGCCUGCAGCAACUCUUUGUGCGAGCUUGCAGACCAAUGCCCUUCAAACAAAAGUUCUUGUCCUUACAAGAUUCAUGAUGCGUCUCCCAAUACAUCAUCUUCUGGGUAUUUGGUAGAAGACAUCUUGCACUUGGCCACCGAUGAUUCACAAUCCAAACCUGUUGAUGCCAAGAUUACUUUUGGAUGUGGUAAGGUCCAAACUGGUAUAUUUUCCAAUGUAGCAGCUAAUGGUCUUCUUGGGCUUGGCAUGGGAAAGAUAUCAGUUCCAUCCCUCUUAGCAAGCCAAGAGCUUACCCCAGAUUCAUUCUCCAUGUGUUUUGGAUAUGAUGGUUAUGGGAACAUCGAUUUUGGAGACAUAGGCCCAUCAGACCAGCGAGAAACAUCCCUCAAGCCCAACUCUUCAUCCUACAAUGUCACCAUCAUUCAGAUAACUGUGGCAGGAAAACCCAGCAAUGUUGAAUUUACUGCAAUUUUUGACUCUGGUUCCUCUUAUACGUACCUAGCUGACCCAAUUUACACUCUCGUUACUCAGAAAAUAGAUGCAGCCAUGGAAUUAGACCGCUUUAUAUUUGAUUCUGACUACCCAUUUGAGUACUGUUACCAACUUCCUCUAGGAACACUCUUUCAACAACCGCAUCUGAAUUUUACUAUGGAUAGUGGCUAUAUUUUUGGCGUUAUUUCUAUGUUUGUUGCCAUUCCUACCGAUGACAAGGGUGGACAUGCCAUUUGUCUUACCAUUGCCAAGAGCACUGAUAUUAAUCUCUUCGGACUGAAUUUCAUGGCUGGUCAUCGUAUCGUCUUCAAUCGUGAAAAGAUGGUUCUGGGCUGGAAUGAAGUGAACUGUUUCGACAAUGGCGCCGACAACUCCCCUCCGUCCAACUCUCCGCCGGCCGACGCACCAUCACCGUCCGGCGACUCUCCUCCGGCACCUUCUACCACUAGAACAAGCAACAGCACGCAGUCAUCGCCGGGAAUUGGGACGGGUGAUGCGACGCAGUUAAACCCGCUUGCCUGUCUCUCUGUUGUCCUUCUUGCUAUUUUGUUUAUUGUUUGA
This is a messenger RNA of Cucurbita pepo subsp. pepo (vegetable marrow), 1716 nucleotides long. RefSeq names its product aspartyl protease family protein 1. The record is from RefSeq and is a predicted model, not a curated record. Gene Ontology annotation, molecular function: aspartic-type endopeptidase activity. NCBI's taxonomy places the organism in Eukaryota, Viridiplantae, Streptophyta, Magnoliopsida, Cucurbitales, Cucurbitaceae. Gene Ontology annotation, biological process: proteolysis.